Closterium sp. Naga37s-1 is the source of this 5682-nucleotide messenger RNA. Lineage: Eukaryota; Viridiplantae; Streptophyta; Zygnematophyceae; Desmidiales; Closteriaceae. The record is from the annotation of a GenBank genome assembly.
AACGGCGAGCGCCCAUCCUCACUUGGCAUCUCGCUGGCGGUGCUCUGCGUGGGCAUUAACGACGUUUUUGAGUCUGUUACUAACGGAGGCGUGGACGCCCAGGCGAUCGCUAAUAAGAUUGGCGAUGUGGUAACCGCAAUUCGCGCGUCACAUCCCACCACGAAAGUGCUCGUCCUUGGCCUGUUACCCGAGGGAUACCUCUCCAAGUCAACGCAACCAGACCCCCAGCCAGGGCAAGUCAACGCCGUUCUAGCACAGUCAAUUCCAGAUGGCACGAGCACCUAUUUCCUGGACUGUAAGGAUGCGUUCCUUAACGCGGAUGGCCUUCUGCUUGAAGACCAUUACAUCAAUGACUCCUUCCAGCGCCUGCACCUCUCAGCUGCAGGCUACGACGCAUGGGCCAGGUGCAUAGCCCCGCAGGCCCAGGCCAUCCUGGGGGAGAAGCCUGUGGGUCUGCCCGUGGCGUCUUCUCCAGACCCGGGCACAGGCAGCAGCCCCAACGGCUCUCCUGGUGACUCUCCUACUCCUUCACUCCCUUCCUCCCCUUCUCCUUCCUCUCCCUCCUCUCCCUCCUCACCCUCCUCUCCCUCCCCUCCCUCGUCCCCCUCUCCCUCACCUUCGGACUCCUCCUCUCCCUCCUCACCCUCCUCUCCCUCCCCUCCCUCGUCCCCCUCUCCCUCACCUUUGGACUCCUCUCCCUCCUCACCCUCCUCUCCCUCCCCUCCCUCGUCCCCCUCUCCCUCACCUUCGGACUCCUCUCCCCCUACUGCAUCUUCUCCUUCUCCCUCAACCUCCUCCCCCUCUCCUUCCUCUCCCUCCACUUCGCCCUCUUCUCCCUCUCCUCCCACUCCCACCAACACUGACCCUGCUUCCCCUCCCAAAUCUUCUGACUCGGGCACGAAACCCCCCACAUCAUCCGAUCCCCUCCCCACACCCCCACCCCCCUCCACCACUUCCCCUGAUCCCCCCUCCAACUCAACUACCCCUGUAGAACCUUCCUCCCCUUCACCUUCUCCCAAAGGACCUUCCAAAGAACGUUCCUCCUCCCCUGUUCUCACCCCCCAAAAUAGCUCCUACCCGACUCUCCCUAGGGAAAUACCUGGCACCCUCACGCCCAUUCCUUCCUCCGCUCCAACCCCCCCCACCUCCGCUCCAACCCCCCCCACCUCCGCUCCAACCCCCCCCACCUCCGCUCCAACCCCCUCCACCUCGGCUCCAACCCCCUCCACCUCUGCUCCAACCCCCUCCACCUCUGCUCCAACCCCUGUUAUGGAAUCUAACGAUACCAUGAUGAUCGUCAUUUCUCCUUCUCGUUGCCUCCCCCUUUUCUUCACCAGGAUGACAAUCACGUCGAUCGGGACCGACGCGUUUGGCCGCUUCGGCCAGGUGGAAGGCCUCGCGAUUCUCUACCAGAGGGAGUUUGCUUACGUGGACAUGGCCACGUCAGCACAGGCCAGCGAGGCGAGGCGGGUGCUAGCGGGGAAUCCGCUGCGUCCGGGCCUGCUGCCGCUGAAAGUAGAAUUCGCUUAUGCCAAGGGGUCAACGGCGGGCGGAGGGGCACCACAACCGCUACCACCUGUCAGUCAGCCCAAGGAGAAGGAGAGGCCGCGAGCAGCAGGCGUGCGGAGGGUGGUGUGGGUGGGGUGGGGGCCGGCGCACGUGGUGCCCGAGGAGAUCGACGCGGAUCAGCCAAAGGAGAAGGAGCGCCCGGAGCGGCCAAGGGGGCCGGGGGUGCGGCGGGUGGUGUGGGUGGGGUGGGGGCCGGCGCACGUGGUCCCCGAGGAGAUUGACGCGGAGUUCCGGCGCUUCGGGCCCAUCGAAGACCUGCGCUUCCACCCCGACCGCGCCUGCGCGUUUGUGGACUACCGCUUUGAGGACGACGCUCAGGCCGCCGUGGCGUCGAUCAACAACGUCCGCACGCGCGACGGAGGGGUGUUUCGUGUGGAGUUUGCGAAAUCGGGCCCGCAUGCCGGGGGAGGAGGAGGGGGUGGCGGCGGCGGCGGCAGUGGUAGAGGUGGUGGUGGUGGUGGGGAUGGGUCUCCCAGCGAGAUUCUCUGGGUGGGGUUUCCUAGCACGCUCACAGUCACAGAGGAGAGGCUCCACGCGGCCUUCUCCCAGCACGGGCAGAUUCGGCGCAUCAAGACGUUCCCGGGGCGCACGUACGCUUUUGUGGAGAUGGGCACGUGCGAGCAGGCGACCAAUGCGAUCCGCGCAUUGGACCAUGUUCUGUUUAACGACGAGCGCGUUCAUAUCCGGUACUCGAAAAGCGAGUUUGCGUUCAUGCAUGCUGCAGACCCGCCCUUCUCUUCCCCUGCUGCUGCUGCUGCAACUGUCACCACAGGGCGUGCAGGUGGGGAGGCGGUUGGUGAGAGGGGCAGGCAGGGAGGUGGGCCAGACGGGCCUGGCGGUGGGGGGGUGUCUGGUGGUCCGUAUGAGGUGGACCGGGGGUUUGGGGGGGAUAGGGAGUAUGGGCGGGGGAGAGGGAGGGGGAAGGGGAAGGGGAGGGGGAGGGUGAGGGGGGGAAGAGGAGGGAGGGGUAGGGGAGAGUGGGAGGAGCGGGAUGGUGAUGGGGCUUGGGAGUCGCCUCUUCGUGGGCCAGACAGAGGGGGGAGAGGAGGGGGGCGAGGCUGGGCUGAUAGGGAUUGGGAGAGGGAGAGGGAGGAGUGGGAUAGGGGCAGGGAGAGGGACUGGGAGAGAGACGAUAGGGAUUGGCGGGACGAGCGUGAUGGGAGGGACGGGUGGGACGAGAGGGACGGGUGGGACGAGAGGGACGAGAGGGAUGAGAGGGAGUGGCAGCGGGGGUAUGACUCCAAGCGUCCACGAGUGGACGGCCAGUUUGACCCUGAGAACCGCAGCCGCUACUACGAUGAACGUGAUGGGGGCCCUCCGCCACCUCCUCAUGGUCCAUCUCUUGAUUCUUAUCCUCCUCCGCAUGACCCUCAAGGGCCACAUGGGCCUUCCAAACAUGCCCCCCCCAGCCGCAGAAGCAGCGGCUGGGACGUUGUCGUGCCUCCAGCUGCCUCUCCUGCUGUUUCUGUCGGUUCUGCUGCCACCGGACCUCCGAUUCCGGGCCGUCCGGGCUUGCCUGGUCUGGCCCCCGGCUCCGUACCUCCUCCCGGACCUGGAGGACUGGCUCGGGCGGUUGGGGCUGCAGGUGGUGCGGGGUCCCACUGGAAGGGGACGUUGGCCAAAGGGGGGAUUCUCGUAUGCCAUGCGCGGGCGAUUCCCAUCGGUCCCGGCAUCUCUGCACCCAUGCCGGACGUUUUAAUCUGCUCAGCGCGCACAGAGCUCGACACGCUAGUGAAGCACGUGUGGGCAGCAGCAGACGUGCCGCCGCCUGAUGUGCUGAACUGCUCGGCACGCACAGAACUGGACUCUCUCGCGAAGCACGUGCGGGCAGCAGCGGAUUUCGGAGUGGUGGCCAUCAUCCCCGAGGCACAGCCGGACGUGCCGCCCUACCACAACCUCGUUCGGUAUCUGGGGGAGAAGCGCCCCUUUCAACCUGCUCCCCUCAAACCCUCUCUCCUUCAUCCCCUUCCCCUCCCUGCCCCCCCCCCCCCCCCUUCCCUGCCCCUUCCCUGCCCCCUCCCUGCCCCCUCCCUGCCCCUUCCCUGCCCCCUCCCUGCCCCCUCCCUUCCGCCUCCCUCGCGCACAGAACUGGACACGCUAGCAAAGCACGUGCGGGCAGCAGCGGAUUUUGGAGUGGUGGCCAUCAUCCCCGAGGCACAGCCGGACGUGCCGCCGUACCACGACCUCGUGCAGUACCUGGGGGAGAAGCGCCGUGCGGGAGUGGCGAAGCUGCCUGACGGCUCCACGCUCUUCCUCGUCCCACCGUCCGACUUUGCCGUUUCCGUGCUCCAAGUGCCUAGAAAUGACUCCCUUUUCGGCGUUUACCUCACCGUCGCUGCUCCUGCUGCUCCUCCUCUCGCUGUGCCUGCUGUUUCUGCUGUUCCUGGUGCUCUCGCUCCACCUGCGCUCUCCUCCGGUCCUGCUCUGCCUGCAGGCGCUGCAGCUGCAGCUGCUGGGAUGCUGCCAGCUGGGAUGUUGCAAGGUGCCCCACCAGGGCUGGUUUCUCCCAGUCCUCUUCCUCAGGUGCCCCCACUUCCUCUCCCGCACCCAGGGCUGAUGCCCCAAGGGCAACCAGGGAGACCUCCUUUGCCUCCCAACCAGCAGGGUCACAGUCAGCAGCAGCAGCAGCAGCAGCAGCAGCAGCAGCAGCAGCAGCAGCAGCAGCAGCAGCAAGCUGGAGCCUCGUCGUUCAGGUGGCAGCAGCAGCAGCAGCAGCAGCAGCAGCAGCAGCAGCAGCAGCAGCAGCAGCAGCAGCAGCAGCAGCAGCAGCAGCAGCAGCAGCAGGUGGUGCAGGGAGGGCGAGCAGGCCUGUCCACCCAGCCUCUUUCCCCUCCCCAGAGACCGUUGCAAGCACCAAUGCACCCAUCCGUGGUUCCCUUGCCUCGUGCCCCUGGCGCUGGUCCUGGGUUACCACCUGCUUACCAGCCUCCCUCCUUCACACCUCCGGUCCCUCCCAAUGCCCGUGCCUCUGCCUCCCCCAUCCCCCCUGCGACUCUUCAGCUGAUACGCCCCCCUGUGGGAGUUGGAGGCACUGAGGGAGCAGCAGCAGGGGCAGGGGCAGGGCAGGGUGCGACAGGAGCAGGCUUUUCUGGGGCGGGUUUACCUGCUGGGAUCACCCCAGAGCUCCUGGCGUCUCUGUCGUCUCUUCUUCCCAAGCUGAACGUUCCGGCUGCCGCCAGCAGCACUGCUGCUGCUCCUGGAAAUGCCUCUGCUCCUGCCACUGCACCUGGUCCCGGCAUGGGUAUGGGUGUUCCCUCCACUGGCGCAGGCAUGGUUGGGACAAGAAGGGAUUUCUCAGUAACGCCCCCGCUCCCCCCUGCUCCUCCAAUCGGGGGGCAGUUUAACCAGAGGCCUCCUGGCCCUCCUCUUCCUCCCCUCCCUCCCCAGCAGCAGCAGCAGCAGCAGCAGCAGCCACAGCAGCAGUGGCGACCACAACAGCAGCAGCAGCAGCAGCAGCACCAGCAGCAGCAGCAGCAGCAGCAGGUGCAACAGCAGCAGGUACAAGGGCAGGCGGAUGGUUCUGGCUUUGGUGGCGGCAUGAGGGGCCCGGCUUUUGGUGAUCGCAGCAGUGCAGGUGGUGGUGGCGGCGGUGGUGGUGGUGCUUGGAAUGGCAUGGCCGCCGGUGGCACUGCUGCUGGUAGUGCUGCUGGUGGUGCAGGUUUUAGUGGUGGCGGCGGUGCUGGUGGCGGCGGCGGUGGUGCUGCUGCUGCUGGUGCUGGUGGUGUCCCGGCCUCGUUCAACCCUCACUGGGCUCAACAGGGGCCAUCGGCACCGUUACCUCCUCAGCAGCCUUUCUACCAGCAACAGCAGCAGCAGCAGCAGCAGCAGCAGCAGCACGCAGGUGGCGGUUAUGGACCAGGUUCAGGGGUUUCUUCAGGUGUUUUUUCAGGUGGCCCUGGUGGUUCAGGUGACAGCAUGGGAGUUCCAGUGACCGCAGCAGCUGUGGCAGCAGCAACAGCGGCUGGAGGCGGAGGGGGAGGAGGGGGUGGAGGAGGAGUGACGAGUGGAGGUAUUGAUAUGCAGGAUGAGAGGUUUAAGGCGACCCUGCAGCUUGCGUCACAGCUGCUGCAGCAGAUGAAGCAGCAGCAACAACAGCAGCAGCAGCAGCAAUAG